This is a messenger RNA of Schistocerca gregaria, 2219 nucleotides long. RefSeq names its product trypsin-7-like. The coding region runs from base 105 to 1100 and encodes 331 amino acids. Gene Ontology annotation, molecular function: serine-type endopeptidase activity. The transcript has 7 exons. The record is from RefSeq and is a predicted model, not a curated record. Gene Ontology annotation, biological process: proteolysis. NCBI's taxonomy places the organism in Eukaryota, Metazoa, Arthropoda, Insecta, Orthoptera, Acrididae.
UCCUCCCGGCAGUCGCCUGCGCCUUCGCCGUCGCCCUCGCAGUCGUCUUCGGUGCCUUCGAGGUUCCCGCUCGGGGCUCUCUCCGGCGGUACUGGCACUCCGCUAUGGGACGCCACGGCUGCCGGACGUGGCUGCGCACGCGCUCUCGCGUCGCCAGCUUGCCGCUGCCACUGCUGCUCGUCAUCAUCGGGGUCUGCCACUGUUCAGGCCAGCAACAGGUUGAUGGUUCGGGAACGAAUGCAGUGGAGCCAUCUACCAACGGUAGCACCAGCGGCAGGACACUCUUCGGCGUCUUUUCGAGGCCAAGCUCGUUGCAGAAUGCAGCACCUCCUACAUGUUCCUGCACGUGUGGCGAGCGGAAUGACGGAUCGCGCAUCGUCGGUGGGCAGGCGGCCGACGUGAGCGAGUUCCCUUGGAUGGCGCGGCUCACGUACUUCAACCGCUUCUACUGCGGGGGCACGCUCAUCAAUGACAGAUACGUGCUGACGGCGGCGCACUGUGUCAAGGGGUUUAUGUGGUUCAUGAUAAAGGUGACUUUCGGCGAGCAUGACCGCUGCAACUCGACAAUGCGGCCAGAGACUCGCUUCGUAUUGCGGGCGUUCACAGGAGACUUCAGCUUCAUGAACUUCGACCACGACAUCGCGCUGCUCAGACUCAACGACCGAGUUCCCAUCACGCAGGACAUUCGACCCAUCUGCCUGCCACCAAAUGAUGAGAAGCUAUAUGAAGGAACAAAAGCAGUAGCAACGGGAUGGGGAACCUUACAGGAAGACGGAAAAGCUUCUUGUAUCCUCCAGGAAGUAGAAGUUCCUGUCAUGACUAAUGAAGAAUGCCGCAAAAACACGAAGUACAGAGAAUCAAUGAUAACAGACAACAUGAUGUGUGCUGGGUACCCCGAUGGCAUGAAGGACUCCUGCCAGGGUGACAGUGGUGGACCUCUUGGCAGGGAACGUGAUGACAAAAGGUUUGAACUCAUUGGGGUAGUUUCCUGGGGCAAUGGCUGUGCACGUGCUGGUUAUCCUGGUGUUUACACAAGAGUAACACGUUAUCUUGAUUGGAUUCGUGUAAAUACAAGAGACGGUUGUUACUGUGACCAGUAAACUUGACAAAUGCAAACUUUUAAUUAUUACACAUUUACUGUGAUCAAAAACUGGAAACAUUCUCCAUGUAGAGUGAAACACUGAUACAUCAUCACACACUUCAGCCCAUCAUCCAAAUAGAAGAAUAUAUUUCUCAGGGAAAUAACAAUUAUGUGCCAACAGAAAACCACACUCCCUAAAUCAACACCAUUCAUUAAAUAUGACAAUAAUUGUAAAUCAGCAUAUGGAUGCAGAUAUUCACUGUUAUCAUAGUCAGUAUCUUUGCUGGAAAUAUGAUGCUGGGACAAUAUGCAGAAAAUUGCCAUACAGGAAUCCCUCUUGGUACAGGAGUACCAGUAUCCCAAGAUAUGACCACCUUCAAAAAAUGGUUCUAACAUUGGCAGUUAACACCUCUCUAAAACAGUUUUCAGGCUAAGAGAUUGGUCUUACAUGAAAAAUUAACUAAUACUGAUAAGCACAGUGUUUCAGCUGAACAGUGGCUAUUUUGAACUUAUUACAGGGAUGACCAACAUAUAUAGAGUUUUAAAUUAACAGGAAAACUAUUGAUCAGCUUGCCAACUGAGAGGUCGAAGAUGAAUUGUUCAGUGAUUUUAGAUUCCUUAUUUAUUUAUUUAUUUUCAUUUUACGUAUUUAUAUGAUGAUCAAUAGAGAGAAGAGCUUAAUGUGUUUCAUAUGGAACAAUGAUCAUGUUAUUAACUUUCAAUUUCUUACAAUUACUUUUGUAAUAAAUACAAUGGAAAACCCAUGUGGAAAAUAAAAACUGAUACAAAAAAUGCGCCAAUUCAUCAUAUAAAGCACUGGACAGUAGAUGGAUACAGAGAGUGUUGAUUCAGUAGAUCAUCUACUGGAGUUCUUAUCAGCACAUUCUUACAUCCCUGUUCAGUAGUCCAUGCCAGUUCUAUAGGAUGACUGGUUCUCCUUCCACAGAUUUUUUUUUUACAUUUCUUUGUUUACUUUAAUAACACUAAUGAUCUGAAACGAUGCCCCCUUAACUCACAAUUACAAAAAAUCUAUAGCGCAAUAUCUUAACUGUUACUGAAAAAGUACAACUUACUUUCAUGGUGCUGAAAAUUUGUAAUAUUCAUUGUAAAAUAUUUUUUUAUUAUUGGUACCAUCCUA